AUGGUUUCAGGAAAAAACGGUGUCGUAGCCACCGAUCAAACGGAGUGCUCUAUAAUCGGGAGGGAUGUACUUAAAAAAGGAGGGCAUGCCGCUGAUGCUGCAGUGGCGGCUACACUCUGUGUCGGUGUUGUGAGUCCAAUCGACAGCGGUCUCGGUGGCGGUGGAUUUAUACUUGUCCGGCUGGCUAACGGAGAAGCUAAAGUGUUUGACAUGAGAGAAAUUGCACCUGGCCGAGCAUCUAAGCUAACUUCGACGGAAAUAGCACGCGUGGCUCACGUGCCGUCUAUGUGGCCGUUAAAUGUCGAGCUGUACAACGCCCAGUGCCUACUUGGUCGACGAAACGUGAUGUGGAGCGACACGUCAUUCUCCUCCCCUAUUUCUAUUCUAAAAUCCCUAAUUCUCCAUAUCCCCAAUGAACCCGAUAUGUUCUCGAAAAUGACUCGAGCUGAGCGGAAACACAGUCCUCUGGCCAUAGGUGUUCCGGGACAGCUGGCAGGUCUAUACACAAUCCACCAAAAAUACGGCAAGCUUCCAUGGGAGUUGGUUGUAAAGCCAGCCGAGAAUCUAGCCCGUCGAGGUUUCAAAGUUUCGCAAUCUCUCUUUAACAAAAUGGUCAAUGCAGAGUCAACCAUUAUGUCUGACGAGGAUCUUCGAAGCGUAUUUGCUCCUUACGGAGAGAUACUCGCCGAAGGCCAAACCCUCCGCCUCAGAAAGCUAGCGGACACGUUGGCGGCAAUAGCGAAACACGGCAUGAAAGACUUUUAUAACGGAUCAAUAGCCGACAGCUUGGCAACAUACAUCCAACAGAAAAAGGGAAUAAUAACAAAGGAAGACUUUCAGAGAUAUCGAGUUAUCGUGAGAGAGCCUUUGGUUACUAGAGUAUUAGGACAUCGGAUACUCACUGUGCCGCCUCCUGCAUCAGGCGGCGCAGUGGUGAUUUCUGUGGUGAUUAUUCUCAAGACUCUUUCCAAGUACAAUAACAAGGGUGUUACCGCAUCACUUUUGGUGCACCGGACCAUUGAAGCGCUCAAAUACGCGCUUGCGUUGAGGAUGCGAUUAGGAGAUCCUGGAUUUGUUAAUAUUUCUAGUGCCUUGAAUUCUAUGAUUUCAGACAACACCGCGGAAAGAGUGAAGAACCUCAUAAAUGAUAACAGAACAUUUGAUCCUCCUCAUUACCGCAGCAAAUGGGCUCAGCUAAAUGAUCACGGCACGAGUCAUUUAUGCAUCGUUGAUCGAGACCGAAAUGUCAUAACAAUGACGACAAGUAUAAACACUAAAUGGGGGUCGAGGAUUAUGUCACCGAGUACGGGAAUAUUCCUCAACAAUCAGAUGUACGAUUUUUCAGUUCCGACAUCAAAAGGUGCACCGGGAGCACCGGCAAAUUAUGUUAGUGCAUACAAAAGGCCUUUGUCAUCUAUGGCUCCUAUCAUUCUCGAGAAGGAGGGAAGGGUAAGAGCUGUCAUAGGUUCUGCUGGAGGUAUUCUAAUACCUGAUGCUGUCAGUCAGCUAUAUCCAAAUAAACUUCUGUAUGAGAAAUACACAUCCUUUAGUGGUGACGAGUACAUAUAUCCCUCGGCGACAAUAUCGGAACUGUCGAGAAAGGGCCAUACGGUGAGUGCAGUAACUGCUAUGACUACUUGCCAAUUUGUGAUUCAAAGGUUGAAGGGUAAUAAGAGUGGUCUGCUUGUUGCUAUUAGUGACCCGAGAAAGAGUGGAUAUCCGGCAGCUUAUUGA
This is a messenger RNA of Erythranthe guttata (spotted monkey flower), 1734 nucleotides long. Lineage: Eukaryota; Viridiplantae; Streptophyta; Magnoliopsida; Lamiales; Phrymaceae. The record is from RefSeq and is a predicted model, not a curated record.